AUGCAGCUUCUGGUGGUGUUAGCAGCUCUCAUGGGGGUUCUGUUCAGCGUUAGAGCAGCCGCCGUGCUCCCUGUGGAGGAUAGGAGCUCCAUCCAUGUUGACAGGGAGCUGAGCAAAGAGCGCAAGGAUCUGAUUCUGAAGCUGGUGUCUGGCUUGUUGGAUGGAGCUCUGGACACCAACAUGUUGCCGGGGGAAGCUGCACUUGUGGAUCUUGAGGAGCCGCUGGAGUCCCGUCUGGAGGAGAGGGCCGUCUACAACAGGCUAUCACUGCCUCAGCGCGACCGCAAAGCCCCCUGUAAAAACUUCUUCUGGAAAACGUUCACCUCCUGCUAA
This is a messenger RNA of Perca flavescens (yellow perch), 333 nucleotides long. It is a transcript of the gene sst6.1, whose product is annotated as somatostatin family member 6.1. NCBI's taxonomy places the organism in Eukaryota, Metazoa, Chordata, Actinopteri, Perciformes, Percidae. The coding region runs from base 1 to 333 and encodes 110 amino acids. The record is from RefSeq and is a predicted model, not a curated record. Gene Ontology annotation, cellular component: extracellular region. Gene Ontology annotation, molecular function: G protein-coupled receptor binding; neuropeptide hormone activity. Gene Ontology annotation, biological process: adenylate cyclase-inhibiting G protein-coupled receptor signaling pathway; regulation of cell migration. The transcript is spliced from 2 exons.